GAUGCUGCACUCUCCCGUUAAACUUUAAUUGUUAGUGCCAAGAGCAAAUCAUUCCCCAACACUUACAACAAUCUCUCACUGCUCACUUAUACGACCGACUAGAAUCUAUUCACUUCAACUUACACCCUCAUUUAUUCAUUCGCAUCAUAUUCUGGCCAUCUUGAAACAAAAAAAUGGCGUGCAUCAUCGACAAGUUCUCUGAUGAUGAGAGCGAUCUCGAACUGUCUUCCUCAACCCUCGAUGCCCUCAAGUCCUUUUACGCCGAUCGCGAUGCCCGUGCCGAGCAGUUUGCUAAGCUCCAGGCCGAGGCUGAGGAGAGGCACGCUUUGAACGUCAAGCUGUCCAUGGACGCUUUCACUGAGGAUUGGAAUGAGAGUCAGUUCUGGUACUCCGACGAAACAGCCACCUUCCUCGCCAAACAACUCCUCUCGGGCGCCACUCCAACCACCUCCAUCGCCGUCGUCUCCGCCCCCUCCGUCUUCGUCCAGCUCAAGAACCUCCUGAACAGUGACGCCUACGCCGACAAGCCCAAGCCCAAGCUGACCUUGCUCGAGCACGACAACCGCUUCGCCGUCUUCGCCGACGAAUUCGUCUUUUACGAUUUCGCCCAGCCGCUCAAGCUUCCCGCAACCCUCAAGGGCGCCUUUGACCGCGUCAUUGUCGACCCGCCCUUUUUGAGCGAGGAUUGCCAGACUAAGGCGGCAUUGACGGUUAGGUGGAUGUUUAAGCCUUCUUCUGGUCCAGAGAAGAUCAUUGCUUGCACGGGCGAGCGAAUGGAGAAGCUGGUUACGGAGAAGCUGUAUAAGAGCUACGGCGUGAGGACUACUACGUUUGAGCCUAAGCAUGCGAGGGGGUUGAGCAAUGAGUUUUAUUGCUAUGCUAAUUUUGAGGUGAAGCCGGAGGAGGGGGCGGGGGCGGAGACGCCGGAGGGGAAGGGGUGGACUUUGAGGGAGUUGGGGUGGAAGGAGAAGGAGGGUGCUGCUACUGCUGCUUGAGGGUAUGGAAUGGGUAUGGCACAGCGAAGCUGAUGAUAGGAAUAAGAAGGAAGUUUUCGGUCCAUCAUUUGGGACUAUACAUGGCAAAAAUAAUACUUGGGAAUAGAACGGUUUUGUUGAAGGCGUCAAGAAGGUGGGAGGGCAAAACGGAAACACUCGUUAUACCUGGGUUUUGAGCGAGCCUUGCCGAAGAUCUGAUCGAAAGACCAAAGCUAACAGAAAAUCAGAGUUGGACUCUGUAAACCCAUAGGCCCUUGAUGACCAUGAAACCCAACUCAUCAUUCAUGG
Messenger RNA from Neurospora tetraspora, 1283 nucleotides. Its product is annotated as putative N6-adenine methyltransferase-domain-containing protein. The record is from RefSeq and is a predicted model, not a curated record. Gene Ontology annotation, molecular function: protein-lysine N-methyltransferase activity. Lineage: Eukaryota; Fungi; Ascomycota; Sordariomycetes; Sordariales; Sordariaceae. The coding region runs from base 174 to 995 and encodes 273 amino acids. The transcript is spliced from 3 exons.